UUGAAACUGUAUCUGAUAAUUGAUUCUCCGCUCCAUGACCUGCUCCCACCGCACACCCAUGGCUUAGCCUUGAACGUUGGCCGCAUUCGCGAAAGACUUGAAUUUUCAACCGACUGGCAGGAUGCGUACGCCACAUAUCGCUCCGAUCCUGUGUCGGCCGAAUGAAAUCUACUCUACCUACGGUAGCACUAUAUAAGAACUAAGAGAAGGCGAGAACCCGUUUCAUUGCAAAAGGAAGAACCGGACGCACCGCGAUACUGCAUCGUAGCUUUCGUGUUUUGCAUGGAAUCCCGUUAGUGAUUAUCAUUUUGUGCCAAGGAUUACGUGUAUUAUUUGUAUUUCGAGAACACAAAUUAUUAAUUACCAAUCAGAGUGACGAAAAUGGAAAUUCUAAACUGGUUGAACCCGACUUUCAUACAAAAGGUACUGCGAAAAUCUGAACAAGAUGACUCAAUCGAAGUAUCUGACAUAAAUGUGAAACCCGGUACGUCGAAAGGGGACAAUUACCUGGGAGAUCUUCUUCGCGUGAAUGUCGAUUUUUUACGAAGCAAAAAACAUGAGAAAAUCGCAGAGACAACAUCCCUGAUUGUGAAAGUGGCCCCUCGUGGUGACUUUCGCGAGGAUUUGGUGAGGAGCGGUAAAUUGUACGAUACGGAAAUCUCGAUGCUGUCGAAUACUUUGCCUCGGAUGGAGAAUACUCACGUCGGAGUCGGCACGAUAUCGUUAGCUCCACGGUAUAUUUAUUCUCAGAUUGAAGUACCGAUUCACCUGAUAAUGGAGGACUUGAAGCUAAAAGGGUUACGGAUAGCUGAUCGGCAUGCGGGUCUUGAUCUGGAGCAUUGCUUGGUCGCAAUCCGGAAGCUUGCCGUUUUUCACGCUAGUUCGAUAGCUCUGCGAGAUAAGGAUCCACAAGCACUGAUGAGAUACGAGAGAGGAUUGUGCCACGAAAGUCAGCCAGCGUCGUUAGUUGCAUUCGUCAAUGGAUGUGCGGAAGCUCUCGGUAAACAAGUGGUGAAAUGGCCAGAAUUGAACCCACGGAUUCGGGAAAAACUUGUGAAAUUAUCGUCGGUUUUUUACGAAAAAGGAUCGGAAAGCACUCGAUUUGAACAGGACGAUUUCAACGUCCUUAAUCAUGGAGAUUUUUGGGUGAACAAUAUGAUGUUCCGAUACGACGAACGAAAAAAGCCCGUCGACGCGAUAUUCGUGGACUUCCAACUCAGCAAACACGGCUCACCGGCUAUAGAUCUGCUCUACUUUUUUGGCACGAGUCCCUCCGACGAUGUCAGAAUUCACCACCGCGAUUUACUCUUGCGAGAGUAUUACGCUUCGCUGACCGCCACCAUGGCUGAUCUAAAGUGUAGCACGGAAGCACCAGGCUUCGACAAGCUACAAGAGGCGCUACGAAAACGAGCUUUCUACGAAGUGAUUGCGUCCUUUGUUAUACUGCCGCUCGUCCUAGUUGAAGUUGAAGUACAGAAGGGCUUAGACGAAAUAAUAAAGCCGGAUGGGACGCACGAGAAUCCGGGAUUCGAGAGCAAGAUAUUCCGGAAGGUCAUGACGAGAGUUCUACCAUUGUUUGACAGCAUGGGAUUACUGGAUGUGUAGCCGCGCAUAAUUAUUACCGUGAAUCCGUUGCUAGUUUUUCACCGAUACAAUAUAUGGAAUGUUGAACUAUAUAACAGUAAUAGUGAUUAUCUGUAACCAAAUCGUCAUUUAUUUAUUUCAAUCGAUGAUUAUCUUUCCAUUAUUCACCAAUUUUCGGCAGUAUUUUAACAUAGAGGAGUAUUUAAAUUUCGAUUACAGUAGAAUGGGAAAAAGUAAUUUUGUGCUUCGACUGUAGAACAUUGUUUUAAGAAAAUAUACUUUGUAUCUGGUGGUUUCAA
This is a messenger RNA of Neodiprion fabricii, 1883 nucleotides long. RefSeq lists its product as uncharacterized. The record is from RefSeq and is a predicted model, not a curated record. The transcript is spliced from 6 exons. NCBI's taxonomy places the organism in Eukaryota, Metazoa, Arthropoda, Insecta, Hymenoptera, Diprionidae. The coding region runs from base 382 to 1605 and encodes 407 amino acids.